AUGUCUGAAGCCGCCCCAGCUCCCGCCGCCGCACCUGCGGUAGAAAGCGCCUACAAGAAGAAGCAGCCCAAGAAAGCAGCCGGUGUCAAGAAAGCCGCUAAGCCCUCCGGUCCUAGCGUGUCCGAGCUCAUUGUCAAAGCUGUGUCCGCUUCUAAAGAGCGCAGCGGGGUGUCCCUGGCAGCUCUGAAGAAGGCUUUGGCUGCUUCUGGUUAUGAUGUGGAAAAGAAUAACAGCCGCCUCAAGCUGGCUCUCAAGGGCUUGGUGACUAAAAGCACUCUCGUCCAGGUCAAAGGAAGCGGAGCUUCCGGCUCCUUCAAGCUCAACAAAAAGCAAUCGGAGAGCAAGGACAAGGCUACCAAGAAAAAGGCACCGGCUAAAGUCAAGAAGCCUGCCCCGAAGAAAGCCACCAAGUCUCCAGCCAAACCUAAGAAGGUAGCUGCAAAGAGCCCGAAAAAGGCCAAAAAGCCGGCCGCCUCCGCUAAAAAGGCCACCAAAAGUCCGAAGAAAGUCAAAGCCGCCAAGCCCAAGAAGGUAGUGAAAAGCCCGGCUAAGAAGACCGUGAAGAGCCCUGCCAAAAAGGCAGCCAAACCCAAAGCCGCAAAGAAUGGCAAGAAGCGUAGAAAGAGCAGGAAGGAGAGCUAUGCCAUCUACGUGUACAAGGUGCUGAAGCAGGUCCAUCCCGACACCGGCAUCUCCUCCAAGGCAAUGGGGAUCAUGAACUCCUUUGUCAAUGAUAUCUUUGAGCGCAUCGCAGGAGAAGCUUCUCGCCUGGCUCACUACAACAAGCGCUCCACCAUCACCUCCCGGGAGAUCCAGACUGCCGUGCGCCUGCUACUACCCGGAGAGCUGGCAAAGCACGCCGUGUCUGAGGGCACCAAGGCUGUCACAAAGUACACCAGCGCCAAGUAA
Pelobates fuscus (common spadefoot toad) is the source of this 909-nucleotide messenger RNA. Its product is annotated as histone H1B-like. The coding region runs from base 1 to 909 and encodes 302 amino acids. Lineage: Eukaryota; Metazoa; Chordata; Amphibia; Anura; Pelobatidae. Gene Ontology annotation, biological process: nucleosome assembly. The transcript is spliced from 2 exons. The record is from RefSeq and is a predicted model, not a curated record. Gene Ontology annotation, molecular function: DNA binding; protein heterodimerization activity; structural constituent of chromatin. Gene Ontology annotation, cellular component: nucleosome.